AUGGCCAUAUGGGAACGACUAGUGCACGUCGUACGCAAGUACGCCAAGUUCAUUGGGCCAGGGCUUAUGGUGUCGGUGGCCUACAUGGACCCCGGCAACUACUCGACGGCCGUGGCCGCGGGCGCUGCCUACCAGUAUAAGCUUCUAUUCGCCAUUUUCGUGUCCAACUGUCUUGCCGUGUUUCUCCAGAUCCUUGCUGCCAAGCUUGGGUGUGUCACUGGGCUCGAUUUGGCGGCAAACUGCAAGGCCCACUUCCUGUUCCACACCAAUCUCGUGUUGUAUAUCCUCACCGAGAUCGCCAUUAUUGCCACCGAUUUGGCCGAGGUGGUGGGUACUGCCAUUGCCCUUAACAUCUUAUUCCACCUACCUUUGUUUGCCGGGGUUAUCGUCACCAUCAUCGACGUGUUGGUGGUGCUUAUGGCCUACCGUCCCAAGGGCCCGCUUUUGUUCAUCCGUAUCUUCGAGAUGUUUGUCACCGUGCUUGUGUUUGCCACGGUGUUGUGCUUCGCCAUUGAAUUGUACCAAGUGAGCCACGACCCCGACAUUUUGUACUCUCACUGGGAGGUGAUCAAAGGGUUCUUCCCCAACCUGGCGGUGCUUGAUAUGGAAGGCCGUGGUGGUAAGACGGGUAGUCUGGGGCUUUACCUCUCGCUCGCCAUUUUGGGGGCGACGGUGAUGCCUCACUCGCUCUACUUGGGCUCAGGUCUUGUCCAGGCUCGUCUUAAGGACUAUGACAUCAAACACGGCUACUUUAAGUCAGCGGCGUGUCAAAACGAACCUACCACUGCCACUACCGAUGAUGAGGCCACUUUACAUGAGGACGAAGAAGAUGACGAUGGCUAUCGUCCCUCGGUCCACGCCAUCAACGAUACCAUGCACUAUACCAUUUGGGAGCUUGUGGUGUCGUUGUUCACGGUGGCGCUUUUCGUCAACUCUGCCAUUUUGAUUGUCGCUGGUGCCACCCUCGGUAACAACAAGAACACCGGUAACCAGGCUCGUGAAGGGUCGUGGGCUGCUCUUAUUAGCCGUGACGACGACCACGAUGACGACACGUCGGACCUGGACAAUGAAGACUACUCCAACGCCGAUCUCUUUACCAUCUACAACUUGCUCACCGAGCACUUGUCCCCCACCGCCGGAUUUGUGUUUGCUCUUGCUCUCUUGUGUCUGGGUCAGAGUGCCGGGGUUGUGUGUACGCUUGCCGGUCAAAUGGUCAGUGAAGGGUACCUUAACUGGAGCUUGCCGCCCGUGACCCGUCGACUCAUCACGCGGGCGUUGGCUAUCGCUCCUUGUUUGUUUGUGGUGACCGUUAGUGGUCGUGAAGGGUUGCUGGGUAUUUUGAACGCGUCGCAAGUGGUGCUUCUGUUGUUGUUACCGUUUGUCACCGCUCCCCUCAUCUACUUCACUUGCUCCAAACACAUUAUGCGAGUUCCGAUUGUAUCGCGGGACGGUGACGUUAUCGCCGAAGACCCCGGUUUCCGUCCCCGAUCGGACUCCAUCGUCCAGCCGUUCCGGGCCACUGAGCUGGCAAUUCAGCUCCAGACCAUUCGAAAUACACAAUUGUGUACGUUUGAAGACGACAGUGACGACGAAGAGGGCCAACGCCAACGGCUCAUCGACUCGGACACCGCCAUCAGGACCGAGCCGCUGCACCUGACAAUUGUGGGAGCCCCCAACAAGCCGACAUCACCUCAGCUUAGUGCUCACGAUGACCGCCUGCUCCACGCCGACGACGGUGAUGAGUAUCGCGUCAUUGGCUAUCAGGACUACUCCAAUCUGAAAUGGAUGGCGAUCGCGGCGGUGUUGAUUUGGGGGUUCAUCAUCGUGCUCAACUUAUAUUUAAUCGUUGCUUUUGGGUUUAAUUAG
Diutina rugosa is the source of this 1866-nucleotide messenger RNA. Its product is annotated as divalent metal ion transporter. Gene Ontology annotation, biological process: iron ion transport; intracellular manganese ion homeostasis. The coding region runs from base 1 to 1866 and encodes 621 amino acids. The transcript has a single exon. Gene Ontology annotation, cellular component: plasma membrane. Lineage: Eukaryota; Fungi; Ascomycota; Pichiomycetes; Serinales; Debaryomycetaceae. Gene Ontology annotation, molecular function: manganese ion transmembrane transporter activity; cadmium ion transmembrane transporter activity. The record is from RefSeq and is a predicted model, not a curated record.